Molecule: messenger RNA, 846 nt
Organism: Cooperia oncophora
Lineage: Eukaryota; Metazoa; Nematoda; Chromadorea; Rhabditida; Trichostrongylidae
Source: the annotation of a GenBank genome assembly
AUGGCAGCAGUGAAGGAGGAGAAAAUGGAGACUGAUGAAGCUGCCACUAGUGAGGUCGAAGAGAAACCUGCAGCUUCUGCAUUUGAAGGCAGUGUCCAUUUGGGUGAUGCUGGCCUGGAAGAUGAAGAUGAUGAAAUGGACGACGAAGAGGGAGAUGAAUCAGAAGGUGAUGAGGUGGAGAGCAUUGAAGACAUAAAACUGCAGAACGGUGUUUUCAAAUAUCGUGUCCGAUGGGUUGGUUGCAAGCCCAGCGAAGACACAUGGGAACCUGAAGAGAGUUUUACCGGUUCCGAAAGCAAAGCGUUGUUGAGAGAUUUUCGAGAAGCACAUAAGGAUAAAGUGGAACAGUUGCUCAAAGCUGACAAAGUUGAUGAAGAUCAUUCAGAAGCGCGAAAAGCCGCCCGGCGUACAAAACGUGGUCCUCGAUGGGAAUACGUCUCAGAGAUAGUCACCAGAGAGGAAAGUAGCGGUUUGAAGCCGCGAGAACUUCAGGCUGAUGAUGUUUUCUAUGGAAAACCAGCAGCGGAACUGGCGGAUGCACCCAGUGAACUGAAGAAACUUUUUGAUCCCACCCAUAAAAAUACAGCAACUGAACUAUUCCUCACAACUACGGACCCAUCGGUAAAAGUCACAAGAAGUCAGACAAAAGCGCUGAUAGGUUCAUCACGAGAAGCUUCCCGAUCGAAUACACCAACGCUCUCGUCGAAACUGUUGACACCUGAUGACACUUCUCGAGGUUCUGCUAGUCCUACACCUCAAGCAGCACCGAAAGGGCGUCAGAAGAAGGGCAGAACGGCACCCCAAAGGGCCACAAAACGGAAGGCUGCAGGGCAAAAGGUUUGCUAG